AUGAGUUCAAGAUUUCUCUUACAACAUGAAAAGAUAAAUGAAUAUGAAGAGGGCUUGCAAUUGGUUGUAGAAGUUGAUGAAUCAAUUCUUGGAAACACGAGAAAAGAAGAAGAGAAUUUGCAAUUGGUUGUUGAAGUUGAUGAAUCGAAUCUUGAAAACACGAGAGAAGAAUACAAAGAGAAAUUGCGAUUCAUUGAAGAUGCUGAUGAAGAGUCGAGUAUGACGAAGAAGGAAUUUGUAUUACCACGUGGCUACCGGUUUCAUCCGACAGCAGUUGAAUUAUUGGAAGGGUAUUUGAUGAAGAAGAUCUUAAGACAGCUUGUUUGGGACAUUAUUAAAGAUAUUGACUUCUUUCAAUAUGAUCCUCAACAGAUACCAAUAAGAGAAUUCGAGACUCUCAAUUAUGGAAUAGAGGGCAAAGCAUACUUUUUCACGCGCGAAGAUCAAAAAUACUUACGGGGAUCAAGAUUAAUACGUAGCCCAAUUUCUAAUGGCUAUUGGAGAAGAAGUGGAAGGGAAAUUCCAAUUCAUAAUGGCAAUGGAAUUAUUGGUUUCAAGAGAGUAUUUGUAUGGAAAGAACCAGGUAAUAGAGAAGAGGGCAAUUGGAAGAUGACUGAAUAUAGAAUAAAUCACAAUUUCAUGGAAGAUCUUUCUCAGACCAAUUCUGAAAACUACGUGGUGUGCAAAGUUCGAGACAUGAGUAGAUACAAGAAGUAUUCAAGAACGGAAGAAGAAAUUGACUCGCUUGAAGAACUCAUAUUCUGGGAUGAAUGUUUUUGUGCUUCGAAAGAUUUAGACGGAAAUCAUUAG
Fraxinus pennsylvanica is the source of this 810-nucleotide messenger RNA. The record is from the annotation of a GenBank genome assembly. NCBI's taxonomy places the organism in Eukaryota, Viridiplantae, Streptophyta, Magnoliopsida, Lamiales, Oleaceae.